This is a messenger RNA of Wyeomyia smithii (pitcher-plant mosquito), 1186 nucleotides long. RefSeq names its product ubiquitin thioesterase otubain-like. Lineage: Eukaryota; Metazoa; Arthropoda; Insecta; Diptera; Culicidae. The coding region runs from base 232 to 1071 and encodes 279 amino acids. Gene Ontology annotation, cellular component: nucleus. The transcript is spliced from 2 exons. The record is from RefSeq and is a predicted model, not a curated record. Gene Ontology annotation, biological process: protein K48-linked deubiquitination. Gene Ontology annotation, molecular function: cysteine-type deubiquitinase activity; ubiquitin binding.
UUGAUCCCGACAGUCAAGUGAGUUCGCCCGUUUUGUGUUUCGUGACCAGUGAGGAGUGAUGAGAAAAAUGUCGGCUUGGUGGAGAAUUUAGAUCAUUGCGGUGGAAAAAAGGCAAUUAACGCAACAACUUAUCCAACUUUGUGGCUGUGUUUUUCGUUUAAGUGAUAAGGCAAGGUGACACGUUUGCGAGGGUGGAGAGGAAUAGCGCUAGAGGUGCUUCAAUCGGACACGAUGAGCCAUUCCGAUAGUACGGAUACGACAAGCAGCAGCAGCACUAGUAAUGCCAAGCCGGAGGAAAACCAGGACGAGCUCAUCAUCAAACAACAAAGAGAAAUCGAACAGGAGAUUGCUUAUUCGAAUCCGCUAGUUGGCGAUUCCCAAGCCAUCAUCAGCCUGAGCUCAGAGUAUCUGGACGAUGCGGUUUACAUUUCAAAGAUCAAGGAUCUAUCCUCGAAGUACCGCGCAAUCCGUCGUACGCGUCCAGAUGGCAACUGCUUCUUUCGUGCGUUCGCCUAUGCAUACCUCGAGUAUUUAGUACGAAACAAGGACGAAUUUAGCAAGUUCUAUGAAUAUGCAGCGAAAUCAAGGGAGCGUCUAACGGAGGCUGGUUUUCCCCGAUUCACGAUCGAAGAUUUCUAUGAAACGUUUAUGGAGGUGAUUAAUAAGGUGAAGCCAGACGGAGAUGACACGGAAAGAGCGCUAGCCGAACUGCAUAAACUUUUCAAUGAGCAGGGAUAUUCGGAUUACGUCGUUGUUUACAUGCGCUUGAUUACUUCCAGCCAUCUGCAAGAGCGAGCAGAUUUCUACCAGAAUUUUAUCGAUGGAAAUUACACGAUUGUAGAAUUCUGUCACCAGGAGGUGGAACCGAUGUACAAGGAAUCCGAUCACAUUCACAUCAUUGCGAUCUGCUCUGCCCUUGAUGCUGGAGUACGCGUCGAGUAUAUGGACCGAGGAGAUGGCGAUCAGGUUAUUGCUCAUGAUUUUCCGGACGGUUGCAAGCCGAACGUGUUUUUGCUCUACCGUCCAGGACAUUAUGAUAUUCUCUACCCCAACAGAGAGCUGCAACAGUGAAGCGACAUUUUCCGACUCUUUCAAUACAGUCUAUUCUUACUUGGAGAUCUUAACCGCUAGUGGAUUCUCACAUUAAAUUACAAGUUCAAAUCAAAUAAAAGAUGUAGAAGAUGCA